Messenger RNA from Galeopterus variegatus (Sunda flying lemur), 1564 nucleotides. RefSeq names its product LysM, putative peptidoglycan-binding, domain containing 2 (gene LYSMD2). The record is from RefSeq and is a predicted model, not a curated record. The transcript has 4 exons. NCBI's taxonomy places the organism in Eukaryota, Metazoa, Chordata, Mammalia, Dermoptera, Cynocephalidae. Bases 247 to 621 code for a protein of 124 amino acids.
UGGGCGCCGGCGUCAUCGAGCGCCAUGUGGAGCACCGCGUCCGCGCCGGCGACACGCUGCAGGGCAUCGCGCUCAAGUACGGAGUCACGCUCCAUGAUGAGUCAGGAAUGGUGCGAGUACCUACUGGAUGGUUCUGGUUCUAUCGAUUAUGCUUCUUGAUUUAGAAGUGAAAUUACACCCCUGUGCUCACUGGCAACCGAGAAUGUGACACCUGUGGCUAAGCAGCAGCCAAGAACUAUGGUCUAGAUGGAGCAGAUUAAAAGGGCCAAUAAACUGUUUACCAAUGAUUGUAUAUUUCUGAGGAAAACUUUGAACAUCCCAGUUAUAUCAGAGAAGCCUUUGUUGUUUAAUGGACUUAACUCCAUUGAUUCUCCAGAAAAUGAAACUGUUGAUAGCAAUUUUUCUCAUGAAGAGGAGCCGGUGGUGGUUGGGAAAGACCUCCCUCCUUCCAGCCCUCAAGAAUCUGAUGUUCAGCCGGUGCAGGCUGGAGACGUGUCAGCCAGAGAUUUCUUGCAGAGACUUGACUUGCAGAUUAAGUUAUCAACACAGGCAGCCAAGAAACUAAAAGAAGAGAGCAGAGAUGAAGAAAGUCCCUAUGCAUCUUCCCUCUAUCACAGUUAGGAGAUUAGGGGGCAUAACUCUAAUCUGGAUUAAGAGAUGCUUGGACCAUAAAGAAUCCAACAACUGAAGAUUCAAAAGCAUCCCUUUUGGAUUCCUGUAGCAUACAUCUUAAAAUCAUAAUUAAGUAGUUCCACCUACUGCAAUUGCACUGAAGUUAUUAGUUCCCUCUGGCUUUCUAUAAUUUUAAGUCUUUGCUAUGGCAUGAUAGCAAAAUUAUAUCCUCAAUCUCAUCACUUUUGUAGGUGGUAGUAGUUUUUAGGCUAGCUUUUGUAAAUACUGGUUGACAGAAAGCAUCAAAGACUAUAUAUUCAAGCUGAAAACAAUGCUUAUCUCCCGAUGAAAUCCUAAUUAUGUGAAAAACAUGGUUGCUGUUGAAGUGAUGCUGAUUUAUUGUGUGUUUAUAACUUAAGUGCUAUAUAUAUAUAUUUCGAUAUGUGAUACAUAUUCUGUAUUAAUAUAAAGAACCAAAUUUUGUCUGCUAUUUUGUAAAAAUAAACUACAAAAGUCUGAAUGAGAAAAUAAACUAUGUUUUCAUAUUUGAGUCUAUUUUUUUCAACAAAUGGAAGAAUAAAAUUGAUUUUUAAAUUAGUUUUGAAAUGGUGACAGCUUCUCCCCCACUUUAAUGUUUUUUUGUUGUAAAUGCAAUUUUGAACAAGAAGUUUCAAUAAUCUAAAAGCAAGUCAAUUAGUUACUAAUAACUUUUGCAUUUUCAUUGCCCUAAGGUGAUUCAGAUAGAUUGAAAACAUGGGAUAUGAUCCAAAUAAACACUACCAUAAUCUGACACAUUGCUGAAUUCUAGUUUCUGUUUCGUUGCUCAGUCACUUAUAGAGUGUUGUGUAAUCACUAUACUCAUUUGAAUUGGGGGUUAGGUUUUUAUUCACAUAGUUUAUUUUGUCUUAGCAUUAUUAUAUGUAUAAGUUACAUCAAUAAACUUUGAGCUAUA